CUGCUAAGUUUGAUACUUUGAAGCGGUGGACCAAAUAAGGAAAAUAAAGUUUAAGCUAUUGGCUGUUGCUGUCUCACGGAAGCAGAUAUGGCAAUCACUAGCACGUCCCGCUCCGAAUCACCGGACAUCCAAUCUCCACUCCUAAGCGACACCGUCGAAGCGUCCGUCGACUACAAAGGCCGCCCAGCCUAUAAAUCCAACUCCGGUGGCUGGAAUUCCGCCUUCUUCAUAAUUGGAGUGGAAGUUGCAGAGAGAUUCGCGUAUACCGGAAUAGAUUCGAACCUAAUUACGUAUUUGACGGGGCCGCUUGGUCAGUCGACAGCUACUGCAGCGGAGAAUGCGAACGCGUGGUCCGGAACGGCGUUAUUGCUGCCUCUGUUAGGUGGAUUUAUUGCAGAUUCUUUUCUCGGGAGAUACCACACCAUUCUUGUUGAGCAGAUAAUUAAGGCUACAGGACUUGGCUUGUUGGCUGCAUCGGCUAUACUCACUUCUCCCAGUGCUUCUGAUUGCCCAAACACUAAAAAUGACGCGUCUUGUUCUCCAUAUUCAAUUCAAGUCGUUUUAUUCUUCUUUUCUCUCUACUUGGUAGCACUUGGCCAAGGUGGACAAAAACCUUGUAUUCAGGCCUUUGGAGCAGAUCAGUUUGAUGGACAAGACCCAGAGGAGCAGAAAGCCAAAAGCUCAUUUUUCAAUUGGUUGUAUUUUGGCACUUGUGCUGGCAUCUUAGCAACACACCUAAUAUUAGUAUACAUCCAAGACAACCUUAACUGGUUUCUUGGAUUUGGAAUCCCAUGUAUUAUGAUGGUCAUUUCACUAUUCAUCUUCUUACUUGGAGCUAAGACAUAUCGUUAUAGUGUAAAAGUAGAAGAUAGAAGUGCAUUUUUGAGAAUUGGUCAGGUAUUUAUUGCAGCAAUUAGGAAUUGGCGAACUUCCCCUUCUGCAGUAGAUUUAGAGGAAGAAGCUUGUGGAACACCACCUCACUCUAGUUCAGAGCAAUUCAAGUUCCUAAACAGAGCCCUGCUUGCACCAAGUGGCUCAAAGGAAGAUGUGAAGGUGUGUAGCCUUGGUGAAGUUGAAGAAGCUAAGGCAGUACUUAGGCUUGUUCCAAUAUGGGCUACAAGCUUGCUAUAUGCUGUUGUGUUUGCACAAUCCACAACUUUCUUUACUAAGCAAGGAAAAACUAUGGACAGGUCCAUUACAAAGGGUUUCGCCAUACCACCAGCUUCACUUCAAUCUUUUAGCACCAUUGCUAGUGUUUUAUUCGUUCCAAUCUAUGACCGUGUCUUUGUUCCUGUUGCAAGGGCUUUAACUAGGAAAACUUCUGGCAUUACAAUGCUUCAGAGGAUUGGAAUUGGGAUGGCUUUAUCUUCUCUCUCUCUGGUAAUUUGUGCCCUGGUUGAGAUGAAGAGGCUCGAAAUUGCUCGAGAAUAUGGAUUGGUCGAUAUGCCAAAUGUGACAGUUCCGAUGAGCGUGUGGUGGUUAGUUCCUCAGUACGUCUUGUUUGGAGUAUCUGAUGUGUUUACGAUGGUUGGUCUGCAAGAAUUCUUCUAUGAUCAAGUACCUAGUGAAUUAAGAAGCGUAGGCCUUUCUCUCUACCUUAGCAUUUUUGGUGUAGGAAGCUAUAUAAGCAGCUUUCUUGUCUCUGCUAUUGAGAAAGCCACUGGUGGGGAAGGCCGUGACAGUUGGUUCGCUAAUAAUAUGAAUCGAGGGCAUCUCGAUUAUUUCUAUUGGCUACUUGCAGGUAUGAGCACAGUACAAUUGCUUGCUUACUUCUAUUUUGCUAAAAGUUAUGUCUAUAAAUCGACGGCUUCUUCCGAUGAAUCGUAAUGUAAUAUAAUCAAAUGCAAUGUAUAUUUUAAAAAUACAUUUGAUUAUAGCGCAUUUACAUUUUAUUACAACAUAUAAAAUGAAGCAUUAAUGUGAAUGCAACAUUGUAAAUACGAUACUUCUGUUGUACUAUUGCAAUUGUUAUAUGCUAUGGCAGGGAAAAAAUAAGAGGAGAAUGUACAGAUAAGUAAUUACUUGUACGAUAAUGUAAUUUUAAUUCAUUUGUAUUCAAUUAAUAAUUUACUAUUAUAUGCUUAGACAUUAUAUUACAUUUCA
This is a messenger RNA of Jatropha curcas, 2103 nucleotides long. The record is from RefSeq and is a predicted model, not a curated record. NCBI's taxonomy places the organism in Eukaryota, Viridiplantae, Streptophyta, Magnoliopsida, Malpighiales, Euphorbiaceae.